Molecule: messenger RNA, 1557 nt
Organism: Vicia faba (fava bean)
Lineage: Eukaryota; Viridiplantae; Streptophyta; Magnoliopsida; Fabales; Fabaceae
Source: the annotation of a GenBank genome assembly
AUGGCAAUGGCAAUGGCGCUUCGUAAGCUUUCAUCUUCCGUCAACAAAUCUUCACGUCCUCUCUUUUCCGCAUCAUCCGUUUACUACAAGUCUUCUUUGCCUGAUGAAGCUGUUUACGACAAAGAGAAUCCACGCGUUACGUGGCCAAAGCAAUUGAAUUCUCCACUUGAGGUUAUUGAUCCUGAAAUUGCUGAUAUAAUUGAGCAUGAAAAAGCUAGACAGUGGAAGGGGCUGGAACUGAUACCAUCAGAAAAUUUCACUUCUUUAUCUGUUAUGCAAGCUGUUGGGUCUAUCAUGACAAACAAAUACAGUGAAGGGUAUCCUGGGGCAAGAUAUUAUGGUGGAAAUGAGUAUAUUGAUAUGGCGGAAACACUAUGCCAGAAGCGUGCCUUGGAAGCAUUUCGGUUGGAUCCUGCUAAAUGGGGAGUGAAUGUGCAGCCUCUGUCUGGUUCGCCUUCAAAUUUUCAAGUUUACACUGCAUUGUUGAAACCUCAUGAUAGAAUCAUGGCACUUGAUCUCCCUCAUGGAGGGCAUCUUUCUCAUGGAUACCAGACCGACACCAAAAAGAUAUCUGCAGUCUCUAUAUUUUUUGAGACAAUGCCAUAUAGGUUGGAUGAAAGCACAGGAUACAUCGACUAUGAUCAGCUAGAGAAAUCGGCUACACUCUUCAGGCCAAAAUUAAUAGUUGCUGGUGCUAGUGCCUAUGCACGUCUAUAUGAUUAUGCACGCAUACGCAAGGUGUGCGAUAAACAGAAAGCUGUGCUGUUAGCAGAUAUGGCACAUAUCAGUGGAUUGGUUGCAGCUGGUGUUAUCCCUUCACCUUUUGACUAUGCAGAUGUAGUGACAACCACAACUCACAAGUCACUCCGUGGCCCACGUGGUGCUAUGAUAUUUUUCAGGAAGGGAUUAAAAGAAGUCAACAAAAAAGGACAAGAGGUGUUCUAUGACUUUGAGGACAAAAUCAAUCAAGCUGUCUUCCCCGGACUGCAAGGUGGUCCUCACAACCAUACCAUUACCGGUUUAGCUGUUGCACUGAAACAGGCUACAACUCCAGAGUAUAGAGCAUAUCAAGAGCAGGUUCUCAGCAAUAGCUCAAAAUUUGCACAGACUCUGACUGAGAAAGGCUAUGAACUUGUUUCCGGUGGGACUGAGAAUCAUCUAGUUUUGGUGAAUCUGAAGAAAAAGGGUAUUGAUGGAUCCAGAGUUGAGAAAGUGUUGGAGUUAGUACAUAUUGCUGCUAAUAAAAACACAGUUCCAGGAGAUGUGUCUGCUAUGGUUCCUGGUGGCAUCAGGAUGGGAACUCCUGCUCUUACUUCAAGGGGAUUUGUUGAGGAGGAUUUCGUUAAGGUAGCAGAGUAUUUUGACGCAGCUGUGAAUUUGGCUUUGAAGGUUAAGGAAGAGAGCAAAGGAACAAAAUUAAAGGACUUCGUGGAAGUAUUGCAGACGUCCUCUUACGUGCAAUCAGAGAUUUCCAAGCUUAAGCAUGAUGUUGAGGAGUUUGCAAAACAAUUUCCAACCAUUGGUUUUGAAAAAGCAACCAUGAAGUACAACAAAUAA